Perca fluviatilis (European perch) is the source of this 2042-nucleotide messenger RNA. RefSeq names its product solute carrier family 66 member 1 (gene slc66a1). The coding region runs from base 156 to 1076 and encodes 306 amino acids. NCBI's taxonomy places the organism in Eukaryota, Metazoa, Chordata, Actinopteri, Perciformes, Percidae. The transcript has 8 exons. The record is from RefSeq and is a predicted model, not a curated record.
GCCUUCUUCCGUGUUGUUUUCAGUCUCCGAGGAGUUUUUGUUCUAAUAAGGACCUUCUCGGUAUGUCGGCGGCCUCACGGGCAGGAUAAAUUUGCUUUAUUUAUUUCCAUUGUGGCAGUUUGUAGACGUUUUCGACGUAAAAGGCACAGAAGAAUAUGUUGACAGAUGGAGUCCUCACGCGGAGUUCCUUUGGAUCGGCCACUCAAGGAAACUUAACUUCCCUGUGCCCUAAUGGGACCAAAUGGGUUUGGGAAGGGCUUGGGGAAUGUGCCCAGGAUGCGAGGGACAUGGCCAGCAUCUACCUAGGCCUCCUGUCCAUCCUCUGCUUCAUGGUGUCCUCACUUCCACAGUACUACAGCUCAUGUAAAAGAGGGAAUAUGGACAGUGCCCUCUCUAUUUGGUUUCUGCUGCUGUGGUUGGGAGGUGACACCUGCAAUCUUGUGGGCUCCUUCUUGGCAGACCAGCUUCCACUUCAGACAUAUACAGCCGUUUAUUACAUCAUAGCUGACAUGUUGAUGCUGGCCAUGUACAUAUACUACAAGACGAGGAACAGAAUGGUGGAAAGCAGGAGGGUUUUGCAUGUGGUGGGUGUAGCCUGUGUCCUGGGCGUCACCACAAGCCUCGUCCAUCUGCCCGGGUUAGGCACCCAACAGGAAGUAAUUCCUUCUGCGUUCAGAAGUCGCGCCUUGCUCUCAACCUCUGACAUCAAGACUUUUACCCCUAAAGAGAUUAUUGGUUUCACCAUCGGCUCUGUGUCGUCACUGCUCUAUCUCUCUUCCAGACUUCCCCAGAUGUACACUAAUUUCAAGAGGAAGUCAACAGAUGGAGUGUCUUACUUCCUGUUUGCGCUGAUCAUCCUGGGAAACACCACGUACGGCCUGAGUGUCCUGCUGAAGAACCCUGAGGUGGAUCAGGGGGAGAGAAGCUACAUGGUCCAUCACUUGCCGUGGCUCAUCGGCAGCCUCGGCACCCUCUCCUUGGACAUCAUUAUCUCCAUCCAGUUCAUAAUUUACCGCAAAGCUAAGAUGGAGUUGAACGUCAAUCACGGUGAGACAACGCCAUUGAUCGGGAGCUAAACCAAAAAACUGAGACUGUACUAGUGGGACACGAACGGACACUCGCUUCCAAUUAAACCUCCAAAUCUCCAACCAAAUCAGGAUGAAAGAAAAUUGUACAUUUUAGUUGUAUUUUAGAGUUUUAUUUAUUAUGCUCUAAAAAUGUUUACAAUAUGUUUUUAUCUACAAAAGUACUGUGAAUAUAGAAAUUUAAUUUUGUUUCUAUGACUGUGACAGAUUAAAGUGCUCAUAUUAUGCUCAUUUUCGGGUUCAUAAUUGUAUUUAGAGGUUGUACCAGAAUAGGUUUAUGUGGUUUAAUUUUCAGAAAACACUAUAUCAGCUCCUCUUUUCACCCUGUGUGUUGAGCUCUCUGUUUUAGCUACAGAGUGAGGCAUCUAACUUCUGUACCAUCUUUGUUGGGAGUCGCACAUGCGUACUGCUAGCUAGCCAGUUGCAGAGAAUGUGGGCAUGCCACGCUAGCAGCUAGGCUAGCAUUAUAACGUGUUACAAAGUGACGCACGUUCGUCACGGAAGUAAAGGCUGGACUACAAUAGAGCUGUUUGGAGCAGUUUGUGAAAAAAAAGCAAAAAGCCCAAUAUGAGCACUUUAAGUUUUUCACUUGGGUUCAGCUGCAAUUUUAAUGUUUGGGUUUAAAAGGACGAUUAAGGGUUUUAGGUGUUGGACGUAGAUUGAAACUCCUCCUGUCAACCUGAACUCCUUCUCGUGAUUCCAGGUCACAGUCUCAGUUUGAUGUCAGACUUCAUAUAGAUGUCCGAAACCUGCUGGUCGUGGUGAUCAGACCACGCAGCGGUUUCUCUAAAAUGAAUCCAGUUUUUUAAUUUGACCAACACUUUGACAGUUAUGAUGACACUAACCGCUGCACACAUGCAGUGAUGAGUCUGAAGAAGAAAUGUUUUGUAAAACAUUUUCCAAGUGUAAAUUGUAUUUAGUCAAUUUUUAAUUAAUGCUUACACCGAGUGCUCUUAA